This is a messenger RNA of Paramecium pentaurelia, 780 nucleotides long. NCBI's taxonomy places the organism in Eukaryota, Ciliophora, Oligohymenophorea, Peniculida, Parameciidae. The record is from the annotation of a GenBank genome assembly.
AUGAAUGAUUAACUUUUAACCAUGACAUCAUAAGAGUUCUAAUAGAUUUAUUAAGUAAAAUAUUUAUAUUGAUUAACAAUAAGGAAGUAGAAUUCAAACUUGAAAAAUUACACAAUAAGAAUAAUGUCAUCUAAUAAAAUCUUGAUGUUGAUAUUAUCAAAAGAGAACUCUAUUAAAUGAUUAAACAAGAAAUUGAUCAAUUAUAAUACUUUAUUGAAGAAAUUAAAGAUUAAAUGAGAUAACUUGAAAACAAUAUCAACAACAUAGACUCCAAAAAUAAGUGAUGAAAUCUCUAUACUUUUUAGGAUCAAAAGAUUAAAAGAUAAUUAUCUUAAGGAAACAUAACGUACCAAAGCUAUUACUCGUAUCUUAAAUAAUAAAUCUUCAUUUUAAAGUGAAAAGCAGUAUGAUGGAGUCAGUAUUCUAAGUCAAUCUGAUACUGGAGGAUAACCUGAUUCUGUUCCUUCAAAUUCAUCUCAAUUUGAAUACUAAUAAUAAAACAUAUAAUAAACAGAUAGUUUUCAAUAAUAAGAUAAAUAAUAGAAUGGAAUAACUAUUUAAAAUGAAGAUUCUCCAUCUAAUUCUAUGAUAUAAGAAAAUUAAAUAUAAAAUAAUUCCUAAAAGGGAUUACAAAUUAAUAAUGAACAUCAAAUAUAAGGUGAGGGUGAAGGAGAAGUAUAAGAAGAAAUUAAUAAUUAAGUUUACUUUAUUGUUUUGGUCAUUGUAAUAAUUAUUGCUGUUUUGAUUAUCUGGUUGCUUUAUGAUGAAGAUAUUCUUUGA